Molecule: messenger RNA, 2433 nt
Organism: Fukomys damarensis (Damara mole-rat)
Lineage: Eukaryota; Metazoa; Chordata; Mammalia; Rodentia; Bathyergidae
Gene: Leprot
Product: leptin receptor overlapping transcript
Exons: 5
Coding region: 1-861 (286 amino acids)
Biological process (GO): negative regulation of growth hormone receptor signaling pathway; late endosome to vacuole transport via multivesicular body sorting pathway
Cellular component (GO): endosome
Source: RefSeq, a predicted model, not a curated record
AUGGAACUGGCGUGGGGUCAGAAGGCUUUGCUCUGCGCUUCCCGUGACUUUCACCCCCCAGGAAACGCGGCACGAGGGAGUGGAAGCACAGCUUUCCGGAUGUGGAAUCUGGAAAAGGCAAAGAGCUUCUCAGAAGCAGCCCUCCCCUCAAAGUGUAGGCAAACUGGAAAGGGCCGUGCUGCAGACAGACUGGGGAUUUUCCAGACCCGACCCUGGGCAGCCGCCUGUCCUCCGGCUUCACGCGAAGCCCAGGCAGGCAGGUCUCGGUCCCCGCGUCACUUCUCUUCCGACGACCUGGAGCAGGGUGCGAGCCCCAAGGAAGCGCUCUCUCUGGAGGCCGGGCUAACCCACAACCGGUUAGCGACCGCGCAGCCACAGCGAGGCGCCGCCUCCGUGUUUGUUGCUGGGUCGGAGUUCUCGAAGUGCUCCGUGUUCGUGCAGAAGUGGCCCCUGUGCAGUGAUCAGCAUCUGCCGACAGCAGCUCUGGUGGCGCUGUCCUUCAGCGGGGCGAUUGGGCUGACCUUUCUGAUGCUGGGAUGUGCCCUGGAGGAUUAUGGUGUCUACUGGCCCCUGUUCGUGCUGGUCUUCCACGCUGUCUCACCCCUGCCCCACUGCAUCACCAAGAGGGUCACCUAUGACUCGGACGCGGCCAGCAGUGCCUGCCGGGAGCUGGCCUACUUCUUCACCACCGGGAUCGUCGUGUCUGCCUUUGGGUUUCCUGUCAUUCUGGCUCGUGUGGCCGUGAUCAAGUGGGGAGCCUGCGGCCUGGUGCUGGCAGGCAACGCUGUCAUUUUCCUGACAAUUCAAGGUUUUUUCCUCGUCUUUGGAAGAGGAGAUGAUUUUAGCUGGGAGCAGUGGUAGCGUUUUGCAUAGACAGAGCCCUGCGUCCCUUAGACCUUGUACUGUGUGUGUUUGUGUACACACAUGGCUUUGCUAUGGCGUUUAUAUGCUGAGCUUUUAUACCUUUCUAUCGUGAUCAUUUGUAAGGAAGACUCCGUCAGUAAGAGUUUACUUUAUUUCCAGCAAGUAGAAGUUGAGGUAUGGCAUUUGUUUGGCUCUUCAUGCGCCUGCGGUGUGUUCAGAGUCAGCGCCGUAUGUGGACAGCUGCUCACUUGGGCAGCGAGACAGAGUUGCCCCUGUGUGUCCCAGGCCUGCGCUUCUCCAAGCAGGGUGGCAGCAGAUCAGGGCAGCAGCAGAACCCUGUUAGAAACGCGGCUCCUAAAGCCCCACUCCCGAGCGACUCAUGUGCAUGUAACGCUCCAGGAGUUUUGCCGUGGAGGAGUAAGCAUCAUCCCUGACUUAGCCUCUCUGGGCGUCACCUGCUCCUUUGGAAGAAAAUUCCCCACCUGCCCGGGUGUCUGAGGUUCACGCUGCAGUACACGUGCUCUUUGUCACACCUGUGGCAGGUGUUCUCAGCAGGGAACAGGUAUGCCCUCCACCACCCGAGACGCAGUGGCUGUCGUCACAGUGCUGGAGGGGAGGCCGGGCCUACGGGCCCUUUCUUCGUCAUGGCUCUGACUUCCACACCUUAAAAAGACACGAGGCCAAGGGGGCAGCAGAGUGGAUCACUUAGUUUUAUUGACGUUUUGAUGUUCUUCUUAUCCUUCAUGUAAAACUUUAAGCCACCUGUAAAUGAAUCAUUAGCAGUGCAGGUCAUGUCAAAUCCUGUGGUCAUGGCUUUUCUAACUCAAGACCUGUUGAGAAAAGGAAAUAUGAAAAAUGGAACCACGCGAUCGGAUUACAACCAGUGACUUUAAACAUUGGCGUGCAGCCACUGCUGUGUGUUUGGAACAUGUCCGCCUUGAGGUUUGAGCCCCGAGGGACCGGUGCUCCCUCCCCAGCCAGGGCUGCGGGGGUAGAGGACAGAAGAGCGUGGCGCCUUGAGGAUUAUGUGCAAUGCUGUGUUUUGACCCUGUGCAGGAUCUCACUUUUUCAGGGUUCUGUUUACAUGUAGAAUUCUUCAAGUUGUUAUUCCCAUUAUUUACAUUAGAAAAAUCACUUACUUUAUAAUUUUAAGCAGCAUUUUAAAUCAUGACACUUGGCACUUAUUGUACUGUAAUAAAUUUCACUUUUAACAUAAAAGAAAAGUUUACUUUUUAAAGCCUUUAUUCUGAUGUCGCCCUGCUUAAAAGAUAAUGAAAAGGUGAGACUUUCUCGAUGUUAUGAGGUGUGGGCAGUUUUGAGCAAUAAUUUGUCCUUGCUCAGAAUAUAGCAGUGACUCUGGGGACACUAUUUUUGAAUGCCUGGUUGGCUUAUAAGAAUGUUUCUUUGCCUCAGAUGGCAAAAAUGGUCAGUUUAUUCCAUCUUUUGUAGUAGUCUGUUAGUUGUUUAUAUAUAUUUCAAAUAACCCCUCUGUCCCUAAUGUGUAGGCUUAGAGCAUUACCUCUUGGUUGUAUUUUUCCAAAUGAUGUAAAAUACUUGCAUAAAGGACAU